GCUACUGCUACUGCUACUGCUACUCAGGACUUUGCCACUAACCGAUAAGAUAAGCGAAACAAGUUCUACAGACUACAGUACCUUACUGGACAAGCAGAAGGACAAGAGCGACAUUACUGUAAAAGUAGGUUAUUUACCCCGCGUUCAACACCUAUAAUUUCUCAAAAAUGGCCAAGCGCUCAGGACAAGAUUUCGAGCCUCCUUCUUCCCCAGAGUCUCCAGAAGAAGAAUCCUUCGCUCCAGCUCGCUCAGUUAUCCAUCCCAGCAGCACAGAACAAUUCCCAGCUUCAACCUCCAAAUUCGUCCAUCUCAGCGUAGAGGAGAGCAGCUGCAGCAGCAGCAAAGGUCGUCCCACCACCACCACCAGCACCACCACCACAGAAAUGCGAUGUUCUCUCCCACCACACCGGGGAACCCUCACUUUUGCUUCAUUCGAGGAAUACGAUGUUCACUAUGCCAAGACCCACACAAAUCGGUGUCUGGAGUGUAGGAAGAACUUCCCUACAGAACAUUUCCUGAAUCUACAUAUUGAGGAGAAUCACGAUUCCAUGAUCAGUGUUUUGAAGGGGCGGGGAGAAAAGACAUAUUCAUGCUUUGUCGAGGAUUGCGAUCGGAAAUGCUCCACCCCUCAGAAGAGACGCAUGCACCUGAUCGACAAGCACAUGUUUCCCAAAGACUACGACUUCUACGUCGUGAACGACGGGAUCGACCGCCGGAGCUCCAUGUUGCGAUCUGGAAAUCAGAGGAGACGCAGUUCGGCUGCUCAACAACAUAUGAGUGAAUCUGGCAAGAGAGACGAUAGACGAAGCUCGGGCGUGGGAGCUACUAGCCCCGAGAAUGGAGCUGGAGAUGAGAUGAAAGAGGCUGAGAUGGAGCUGGUUGAAAGUCGUGCAGAUUCAGAAGACACAGAUAUGGAUGGGCUUUCAGGUGCUAUGUCUUCGCUUAGGUUUAUACCUCCGAGUGUCAGAUUUGGUCGGGGUCGCGGGAGAGGAGGGUUCAGCCGGAGCUGAGCCACGAUUUAUAAGUAACGAAUAAUGAAUAUCCUGACGGACUAUAAGUGA
Messenger RNA from Cadophora gregata, 1061 nucleotides. RefSeq lists its product as uncharacterized. Bases 168 to 1010 code for a protein of 280 amino acids. NCBI's taxonomy places the organism in Eukaryota, Fungi, Ascomycota, Leotiomycetes, Helotiales, Ploettnerulaceae. The record is from RefSeq and is a predicted model, not a curated record. The transcript has 2 exons.